AAGGUUGACUUUAUACUUCAAGUCGAGAUAGAAAAUGACGAACAGUCUUUAAGCGCCCAAAACAUUCACAUAUACAAAUACUUUAAAAACAGUACGACGUUAGAAGACUGUAUAAUUACAUUUUACGAAAAUUUUCAAAAGAAGUUUAACAUUGAAGUACAAACUUUACAGCCUUUACGUGAGUUUCUUGCACAACUGAAAGAAGAAGGAAUUGUAGAAAGAUUAAUAGCUUUUCAUUACGAGUUUGUACCAAAAGAAGAUGGAACUCAUGACUGUCAGUUUGUUGUAUUCUCACCAUUCAAUGAAGUCGCUAAAGAGAAAGAAAAUCCAUUACGUAUAAGAUUUCAAAUCUCUGAACCAAGUGAUGAUUUCAAGAAUGUUUUCAAUUAUGAUGCAAUGCUUCCGAGGAAAAAUGAAUUUUCCGAAAUUAGAUUUCCAGGUAUUUGGGAUAGAAAGCAAGCUAUAUUAUAUUCAAACUUAAGUAAGGGAGUUGAAAAUGAGUUCAUUGGUCAUACAAGAACUUCACCACUUCCUAACCCUAAAUACUAUAAAUUAACUGGCUUCAAUCGUGAGUUUUGGAUAGACAUGUUCUCCACUCAUGACCAUAAAGCACCAGUGUUCUUACCUCCAGACCAUAAGGACUGUCUCUACAUUGAAGCACAACUCUUA
This is a messenger RNA of Trichomonas vaginalis G3, 669 nucleotides long. RefSeq lists its product as uncharacterized. Lineage: Eukaryota; Parabasalia; Trichomonadida; Trichomonadidae. The annotation marks the transcript as partial. The record is from RefSeq and is a predicted model, not a curated record. The transcript has a single exon.